Rhinocladiella mackenziei CBS 650.93 is the source of this 1224-nucleotide messenger RNA. RefSeq lists its product as uncharacterized. Lineage: Eukaryota; Fungi; Ascomycota; Eurotiomycetes; Chaetothyriales; Herpotrichiellaceae. The record is from RefSeq and is a predicted model, not a curated record. The coding region runs from base 1 to 1224 and encodes 407 amino acids. Gene Ontology annotation, biological process: biosynthetic process. Gene Ontology annotation, molecular function: pyridoxal phosphate binding. The transcript is spliced from 2 exons.
AUGGUCAGCCCGAUGCCGCAGGGAUUGAUCGAGCGGAAUGAAAACUAUCAUAAAUCCGCCAAACAUGAUCUGCUUGCAUCUAGUGCCUCGAUCAUUUCAAUCGCCGACCUACUCGACAUCUCUGAGAACAGGACAGUUUCAGAAGAACAGUUGGCGCUGACAAAAAUAAUACUUGAGGAGAAUGAGGACAACCAAGGUAAUAUUGAGCUCAGAACCAACUUGGCUGCUCUUUAUUCCGCUCGUUCUGCGGGAGUUGCGCCGGAAGACAUAGUCAUCACCAAUGGAGCCGCCGCAGCGAACUAUACAGUUUUCGCCUCUUUGCUUGCGCCAGGAGACCAUGUGAUCGUCCAACAUCCUGUCGACGAGCUGCUUUACAAAGUCCCUCGCCUGCUUGGUGCCGACGUGACGCUGUGGGAGGCAAAUCCUUCAAAAAGGUGGCGGCUUGACACUGAUGAGCUGAGGAAUUUAAUCAAAGAGAACACCAGUUUCAUCGUAAUCCACAGUCCGUGUGAUCCUACGGGGGCGAUUGUCCCUAAACCAACACUCGAAAUCUUAUUGAAGAUAGCGGAAGAGAAGGGCAUCGUGAUAGUGGCUGAUGAGACAUACCGGCCACUGUUCCAUUCGAUAUUACCAUCCAGCGAAGAUUUUCCGCCAUCAACGAUCAAUUUGGGCCACCAAAAAGUCGUCGUAACUGGCGCCGUAGGCAAAGCUUACAGCCUGGUGGGGAUCAAAGUUGGCUGGAUUGCGUCUAAGGACAAAGAAAUCAUCGAUGCCUGCAAGAGAUCUAGGCGCUACACUUCAAUGACCGGGUCGAAGCUCGAUGAAGCAGUCGCCGCCGAAGCCUUGAGCGAUCGAUGCAUUCACGCACUCUUAAGCAGGAACAUUAGAUUAUGCCAAACAAACCUGGAACUCCUUCAAGCAUUUAUUGAAGAGCACGGCUGGGCUUGUUCAUGGGUGAAGCCACUAGCGGGGACGACGGCCAUGAUCAAAUUCCACAAGAUGGGCAAGCCUGUUGAUGACAAUGCCUUUUGCUUGAAACUGUUCGAAAAAGCUGGUCUCCUUGUCUGCCCGGCCAGUAAGUGCUUUGGUGAAAGUUUGCAAUAUCGAGGGUAUGUCAGGGUUGCUUUUGGAGGGUCAACGUCUCAAAUGAAAGCUGCACUUGCGGCCUGGAGCGUCUUCAUGGAAGAGAGCUAUGAGUCUGUUCCGGCCAUGUCAAAUACCUGA